Messenger RNA from Microthlaspi erraticum, 1083 nucleotides. NCBI's taxonomy places the organism in Eukaryota, Viridiplantae, Streptophyta, Magnoliopsida, Brassicales, Brassicaceae. The record is from the annotation of a GenBank genome assembly.
AUGGCUUCAAACGCUAGUGGUAAGCCCUUUUGGAUGAAACACGCGGAAGACGCGAAAAUCAAGGACGACGGAGAGAAAGACGCUGCCGCAAAAGCAGCUUUUGAUUCUACAUUCAAAGGCAUCGACCAUACUAACACACCUUUGAUCGAAUCCGCUCCGUCUACGGUACCGGAAUCUGAAAGCGAUUCAGAUGAUGAUGAUGAUGAAUCUGAUUACUUAUCGAGGAAACCAAUUGGUCUUGUGGAUCCGAGUAAGUCCACGGCUUCUGGUGCUGGGAUCAGCGGUGGAACGGCCUGUGUGCCGUCUACAUUAGUAGUUGUGACGAAGGAUUCCGAUGGAAGGAAAGUCCCAAACGGUGGAGCUUUGGUAAGGGUUAAAGUCUCUCCUGGUGUUGGCGUUGGUGGUACAGAUCAAGAAGCAGUUGUUAAAGAUGUUGGAGAUGGGAGCUAUGAUGUUACCUACGUUGUGCCUAAGAGAGGAAACUAUAUGGUGAGCAUUGAGUGUAAUGGCAAUGCCAUCAUGGGAAGUCCAUUUCCUGUCUUCUUUAGCCAAGGGUCUUCUUCAAAUGGACUGAUGGGAUCUGCUCCAGCUUCGUACUCAAACUUUGUAAACCAAACAAUGCCAAACAUGCCGAAUUACACUGGCUCCGUUUCCGGUGCUUUCCCGGGGCUGUUGGGAAUGGUUCCGGGGAUUGCACCUGGUCCUUCAGGUGGUGCUAUCUUGCCUGGAGUUGGAGCUUCGCUCGGGGAAGUCUGCAGGGAAUAUCUUAACGGUAGAUGUGCAAACACUGUUUGCAAGCUGAAUCACCCUCCGCAGAAUCUGCUGAUGACUGCUAUAGCUGCAACAACAAGCAUGGGUAAUCUAAGUCAGGUCCCUAUGGCACCUUCCGCUGCAGCAAUGGCUGCUGCUCAAGCCAUUGUCGCCGCUCAGGCCCUUCAAGCUCAUGCUUCUCAGAUGCAAGCUCAAGCUCGAUCAAACAAAGGCUCUUUAGGUUCACCAGAGAGGGGAGAAAAAGAAGAGACCAUGAAGAAAUGUGUCCAAAAUACUCAAAGGCAGAAGAAGCGACCGCUGCUUUGGCAUUAA